Messenger RNA from Megalops cyprinoides (Indo-Pacific tarpon), 4191 nucleotides. Its product is annotated as SH2B adapter protein 2. Gene Ontology annotation, molecular function: transmembrane receptor protein tyrosine kinase adaptor activity. Gene Ontology annotation, cellular component: plasma membrane. The record is from RefSeq and is a predicted model, not a curated record. The coding region runs from base 216 to 2207 and encodes 663 amino acids. The transcript is spliced from 9 exons. NCBI's taxonomy places the organism in Eukaryota, Metazoa, Chordata, Actinopteri, Elopiformes, Megalopidae. Gene Ontology annotation, biological process: antigen receptor-mediated signaling pathway; intracellular signal transduction.
UAUAGCUUACAGUUCAGUGUGCGCAGGAAGGAGAUAUGGAGAACAUGUAGCUAAUGCUCAUUCAGGAAUUUUCCGUUCGCCUACCAAUGAUAUUAUUCCAACGAAAUUGACUUGAUACAAUACAUAUUCACCCGGAUUCCCAUAACGACACCAGCGUCAUCAUCAUGCAAUGAGUCGGACCUAAGCCGUCCCCCCAGUGGUGGAAUGGAGCAGUGAUGAAUGGGGACGCCCCCCCCAGCAGCCCAGAGCUGUCCUCAUGCCCGCUGCCUGACUGGAAAGAGUUCUGUGAGCUGCACGCCCGCGCCUCCGCCUCCGACUUCGCCGACAAGUUCCGGCGUUUCGUGAGCGAGAACCCCUGCUACGACUCGCCGGGCGCCGACUCCACCUUCUCCCAGCACUUCGCCCAGCACUUCCUGGACUGCUUCUCGGCCGAGCUGAGCCACGCCCACGCCCCCGGCUCCCCGGGCGCCGCCAAGUACAGCAUCGUGCCCUUCGUGGGCAUCCAGAGCUGCCCGCUGCCCUACGGCCACGACCUCUACCACCGCCGCAAAGACGCCGGGGCCUCCAGCGAGUCUCUGGACAGCAUGGACAGCGGGACGGGGAACCUCCCUCCCCGCGCCCCGCCCUCCGGCCACAAGGCGUCGGCGCUGGGCCAGUCGCGCAGCACGGAGGACGUGUCGGCGGGGCACCCCAAGGCCAAAUUCAAGAAGGGCUUCUCCCUGCGCAACAUGAGCCUGUGUGUAGUGGACGGCGUGAAGGAGAUCUGGCACCGCCGGGCCUCGCCGGAGCCCGAUGCCGGACGCAGGGCCAACGGGGAGGCGGGCGACCGCUGGAGCCAGCGCCUGCGGCUCUCCAAGGGCUCCCAGGCCCACAAGGCCGAGCUGCUGGAGAUCCAGAGGGAGGGAGCCCUGCGCUACAUGGUGGCCGACGACACCAACUGCAUGGGCAGCUCCCAGUGGCAGAAGUGCCGGCUGCUGCUGAGGAAGACGGGCCCGCGGUCGGAGGGGGAGCGCUUCCUGCUGGAGUUCUACGUGCCGCCCAAGUCCUCCAAGCCCAAAGUGAGUGUGCCCCUCUCAGCUAUUGUGGAGGUGAGGACCACCAUGCCUUUGGAGAUGCCUGACAAGGACAACACGUUUGUUCUGAAGGUGGAAAAUGGUGCAGAGUAUAUCCUGGAGACUAUCGACUCGCUGCAGAAAAACUCUUGGGUAGCAGAUAUUCAGGACUGCAUAGACCCUGGGGACAGUGGAGAUGAUAUUGAGCUUGCUUCAUGUCCCCAUGGCCAGUCUCCCAGAGAGUUUCCCAUGGUCUCCUCCUGCAGCUGUGAGCUCCUGUCUGAAGGUGUACACCGAGCCCCCGAGCGGGCAUGUGCUGCCUCAGCUGACCACUACAGCGCCCCCUCUGUCCGCUUCCGGGAGUCCCCCUUCACGCAGCACCCGUCUCACAUCCUGUUGGAGCGCUUUCUGCAGUCGCCCGAGGCGCAGGGGCCCAGCCCCCCCGCAGGGGGUCACACAGAGGGAGCACCAGAGGUGGAGGGGGACGCCAGUCUGACCGGAUACCCAUGGUUCCACGGUACGCUGUCACGGGUACGAGCGGCCCAACUGGUCCUGGCUGGAGGGGUGCGCAGCCACGGGCUCUUUGUGAUCCGGCAAAGCGAGACCCGGCCAGGGGAGUACGUCCUGACGUUCAACUUCCAGGGCAAAGCCAAGCACCUGCGGCUGUCAGUGAACGACAACGGCCAGUGCCACGUGCACCACCUGUGGUUCCAGACGGUGUCGGACAUGCUGCGGCACUUCCACGCCCACCCCAUCCCGCUGGAGUCCGGGGGGUCCGCUGACAUCACGCUGCGCUGCUACGUCCAGGCCCAGCGCACGCCCCCAGAUGCAGGCGUGUCUCAGCCCCCUGCUGUUCCCAGAGAACCGGUCUGCCGGGGGGCCGACCAGCACCAGUCAAUGCACUACUUCUCCGGCACCUUGCAGCCCGCCGGGCCACCUGCGGACGCGCCCCCUCCGUCCGGCUCCUCCUCCUCCUCGCCCACCGCCCUGCCUCCCUUCUCCCGAGGUGAGCCGGGGGUUGGAGGAGGGCUGCAGAGCCGCAGCAACAGCUCAGAGCGCCUGCUAGAGCCACCUAGUGGCACCUCUGAGGACUACCACGAGAGCGACAGCACACGCAGGACAAGAGCUGUGGAAAACCAGUAUUCCUUCUACUGAGGCCAGGGUACGGCUCCAUCUCAUUGGCUGAGCAACAGGAAGUAUGAGAAUAUUUCUCCCUUACAGGUAACAGGUGACAGUGGACUACAGCUGAACAAAAUUGUCCAAAAUAAAAACUGGUUUACUGACCUUUGAUCAGGGAGUUGGUAACCAUACAAAGCCAAGCCUAUAAUUCUUUUCCCAUGUUAGUUCACUUUGAGGGUGGGUGAAUUAAAGCACCCCCUCUAUCCUGUACAGACAGCUUUGAUGCAGUGUGGGGUCUGGUCUGCAGAGGGAUUUGAGGGAGGAAAGAGGAAAUAGUCCAAAGGAGUCAUAUGGCAUUAAUUCUCCAGACCACUUCCUGUCUAAACCUCUGGAAACAAAAUUCCUCGUCACCCUCACUUAUCAAGAGUUGAAAUGACUCAGCCAUUAUACUUUUCCAUCAAUCCCCUAGUGCAUUUUCAUGUUGUUCAAAGCUGUUUCCAGUCAGCUCCGGAAAUCCCCAUCCCCCCACCCUAUGCAUCUUGUUGAUGCAGCCUUCUGCUCACCCAAACGUCAACGUUAAGCCACUGCUUCUGCAACAAACACCAAGACCACACUGAACACCAUUACAAACACGCAUUACUGUUUACUCAAACUUUGAGCUGUCUGUGACAUGCCAAGCAUCUACAUUACGUCUGACCAUUGCAUUUGCCUUGACAAAGAUUAAUGAUGUCGUUAAAGAGACUAACACAACAAAAGCUGUGAUUUAACUACAGCACAUUGAGUGAAUUAACACUGUAUUGGUGCUCAUUCGCACUACACUAACAAUGUACAGUGCUCCCAACGAUUAUUUGUCAGUGGAGCGGGAAUGCAGGCUGGCCAACAAACCCAUACACAUGUUUAUCAGGAGAAUGAAUCCCAAGAGGGGCUGGGCCAGCAACACUGCAUCUCACAGUCAUAUAUGUUUGCAAUGUAAGCAGUGAUCAAACAACUUUAGGAUAUUCUGUUGCUCAAGGAUGUGAUGGUUUAUGUACUCAGAGCUUAAAAAAAGACACUUCAAAGAGAAUCCAGUAACAAGAAUCAAAUGCACAACAACAACCACCACCAAUGCCAUGAAAUUGCUGUCCCUUCUCAUCUACGCUUGCACCAUUUAUCGUCAGAAAGAUCAAACACAUAUCAAAGGAUUUUUCUUUUUAGAAUAACUUAUUUCUAUGGAUGUGACUUGUCUCUUGUGUGGUGUUACCCUCCCAGUGUUGAUCGAUGUGCAGAGAUGUUCAGGGUCGUGGGCAGUCAGAGCCCCACGGUUCCCAAAGUCCUCUGGGUGUUUCCAGUCUUCCCGCCUUGAAACUCGGUAACCCCCAGUCAGACACGCUCUCUCAGUCGAUUACACUGUGAACUCUUCUGUUCAACUUGUCUCACUUUCUGCUGUCCAGGCAAGAGACCAUCAAGUGAGACGGUGACUGUGUACAAGGGGAAUUCAUCAGAUGUGUUGGGAAGGUUAGGUGAGGCAAUGUUUUUCCUCCACCAUACACCACGUUACACCCUAAUCAGUUCAAAUAUCCAUCAGAUUCAGACUGGAAGCUCAGAAUAAAUCAGAACCCUUUGGCCCUGUGGGCUUUUGGGUCUGUACCUUGGGUGCAACCGUGCUGUGUAAUUUACAUCAUAUACAGCCUAGAGAGCACCAGGAGAGCAGGUUGUCUUGUUGAUGUGGUUAUACAACCACCCAGGACUGGGUGAGAGAAAGUUUGCUACAGUACAUGUGCCAAUUUAAAACAUAUUUUUAGAGAGUAUUUAUUUUUCAGCCAUUGUAAAUGACAUUAUCUUCCUUGGUUUUACUAUCUGUGUCUUUUUUUCGUAAACACACACCUCCAUUCUGUCGGCAGACCUGUCACAAUAAAUCGAAUCUGUCACACAAGGGAGAUGCUCGUCUGCGGAGGAAGGUGUAUUAGCAUUUUAAACCGUUUCAAGCUGUCUCCGCGUCUUCUUUCUGGUGUUUGUUUUUUUAACAUUUUCUUUUUUAAAA